AUGCAGUACACAUACCCAUACCCACACGCAACCAAGAACACGAUCCCAAUUGCACAUACGCACAGGAAGGGCCAGAAAAUUACGGUAAAGGGAAAAGACAAAGGGUUAACGAAACAAAGAAAGUCGCGCUUGGAAGUCACGGGACCCGGUAGUUCUCGCCGCACAGCCAUAAAGGAGGAGAAAGUCCUCGACCACGAGUAUUGGAGGGAGAACCACCUAUCGCCGGCCCUGAAGGUCACGUGUCCCCGGCAGCUCGCGGAGUCGGACGGCGAGGCGGCAGCACCAGCGACGUCCCUCAUCUGGAUGCCGGGAGGCCAGCCCGACGCCGUCCUCGCCACCUAUGCAGAUGGGCGGGUGGUGUCCUGGUGUGGGCGGAGCGUGGGCGUCGUGUGUAAGGAUGGCGGCGUGGACGUCAGGGCGGCGCUUGUGGGCGGGCUGGACAACCAGGUCGUGACCUUCACUCGAAGUCAGGUCAACAUUCGGGAUGUGAAUAGCCUCGGCUGUGUAACUACCAUGGAUCAAGAGAUGGGCGGCCACCUGAUCGGGCGGGGCGCUCUGUGGGCGGUAACAGGUCGCGGGCGGGAGAUUGUAGGAGGAGGCUGCGGUCUGACUUGGUGGGACGCCCGCACAGGGGCCUCCUCCCGCAGCGUGGGCGGGGUGCAAGUUCGCGGGCCCGCCCUCGCCUGGCACCCCAACGCUAAUAAAAUGGUCUCGGGCAGCUGGGGGGGCGGCGGAGACAGUGUCAAGGUGUGGGAGGCGUCGACGGCCAAGACGACGCACGUGCUGUAUUCCGACGCCGCCAACACUUCGGUGAGGCCUGUGUUUUCGAUCCGCGCGGGGACGCCCCUCGUGCUUAUGGCUCGCUGUUCAUGAGC
Penaeus vannamei (Pacific white shrimp) is the source of this 875-nucleotide messenger RNA. NCBI's taxonomy places the organism in Eukaryota, Metazoa, Arthropoda, Malacostraca, Decapoda, Penaeidae. The record is from RefSeq and is a predicted model, not a curated record.